Malaclemys terrapin pileata is the source of this 2598-nucleotide messenger RNA. RefSeq names its product coiled-coil domain containing 68 (gene CCDC68). Gene Ontology annotation, biological process: intracellular signal transduction. Gene Ontology annotation, cellular component: intracellular anatomical structure. The transcript has 12 exons. Bases 599 to 1561 code for a protein of 320 amino acids. NCBI's taxonomy places the organism in Eukaryota, Metazoa, Chordata, Testudines, Emydidae. The record is from RefSeq and is a predicted model, not a curated record.
GGAGUAGAACUCCUUUCUUCUGAGUGCUGUCCAGUGUCCCAUCACCCUUAUUAUGGGAAUCAUUACCACCCCAUUUACACAUGCUACCUAUAUAUACAAAUUCCCCUCUCCAGAAGAGCACUGCAGCAUAUGAUUAAUUCUAAGUGUGUGGGUAGUCCCAUUGAAGUAGAUGGGACUGGUAUAGUGCUUUGCUAGAGUGGGGCCCCAAUUUUAAUGCCUGUACCAUCUAUAGUAAAAGUAAAUGCACUAGUCAAGUUAUUGCUACUGGAGGACCUAACCAUUUGAUAACUUCAAAAAAUCUGAAAUAAACAUCUCAACCAUAAUCCUGUAUUAAUUUAGCUUUUUGCCUAAAUCAGGCAUGUACUAGAGAUGAAGAUUUAUUUCAGAGGAUGCUUACUGCAUCAUCUCUUGCAGUUACAGGCAACACAGAUAAUUGUCCCUUGAUAUGAGGAACUUUGCUCCCUGUGAAUGUAGACACCCUCAUUGCACCCAAAGACAGACUCUCUAGGUUGGGGGCUGCUUCCUUUGUCUUUUCAGGUGCAGAGAAUGUGAUGGGCAGAGAGAGGGGGUGUUUUGAGAGCAGUGAAGUGCACACAUAAUGACUACUGCAGUGAGGCUCACAGAACGUGUAACAAGAGAGGACCAAGGGAUGGAAGGAAACUCUGUCCUUUAUGGAUCUUCUUGUGCCCAAAUCACUGAAGAAACAGAAUACAUAAAAAAGAUCAGAUCCACACUAGCAAAGAUUCAAAAUCAGCAACCUUUCCGAGUGCCCAGAAAUGAGUUGGAGGGUGAGAAGGACACGCUUAACUCCAGCUACAAUCUAACCCUGGAAAAGCUGAAAGAGACUGACCAGCAGCUCUUGCUUGUGAACAGGGAGAAUGAAAUACUAAAGAUCAAGCUGGAUGCGACAAGAGAAGCCGGUGCACAGUCUCUAAGACAUGCCUCGAAAAGUCUAUAUGAGAAUUACUGCAGUCGGUCUGAAGAACUUAAGAAAAAGCAUGAAGAUGAUAAACAGCUGAUGCAGGCCUGCAAACUUGAGCAAGAGCAAAAAUUGAAACAAAAUCUAGAAAACGUCAAUUGUGUAACUGAAAGACUCGAAGAAAAGUACAGCCGGAUUGCCGACAUGGAGAAACGAGUGCAACGAAUGGAAGAGGAAAAGAAAGCAUUAAUAGAAAAAAAGCAGUCAUUUGAAGAGAAGCUUUUAUCAAAUUCUGAAGAUACUAAGAGCUGUCUUGAUCUUCAAGUGGAGAUUUUCACGGUCCAAGAACAGAUUUCUCACUUGCAGCAUGUGAUCCAGACCCAGCAUCAAAGCCUACGCAGUGUGAUACAAGAGAUUGAAGAACUGAACAACGGACUACAAAACCAAGAUAAAAAAAUUAAGGCUAUGAAAGAAAAGAUAAAUAUGCUUGAAGCUCAGAAUAAAGAUCUUAAAUACAAGGUGGAAUUCUGGUCUGGUCAACCCAAGAUUAAAGUUUCAAAAGGUGUCUCAACGAUUUCAUCCAGGAUUGAUGGGGUGUCCCCCUACUCAUUGCUAACUAGGCUGCGGAAGCAAAAUGGCUAGAUGAGGCCAUCAGUGGUGUCUGUUUCCAGCUUCCUCAUAAGAACCUCUGUCUCUCCCUGCUAAUGACCCUCCAUUCAGUCCUUUUACACAUCUUGUUAUAACACAGCAUGCUUGGCCACCAGGAAUGGCACUUGGACAGAAGAGGCGUCAUUAAAUGAAUAAACAAAUUUGGAUUUAAGGCAAGAACUGAAGAGACAUUGUGUUCUUUAAUGGAUAGUCAAAUGACAGCAGCAUCCUGUGGACAUGGCUGAUGGUGAAAUAGAUACUAUUGUAACAGCUUCUUACAUAUCGAAGAGUCCAUCUUCAACAAGCAUUUUAUGGGCCAGGAGGUACAUCAAACAGUAGUUAAGAGCAUAUUCAGGAUUAACAAACCAAAAUUUGCAUAAUUAUAUCCAAAAAGGAUCGGUGUUUAUCAAAUUUUAACACAAUACUGUAAUGUAACUCUAACUUUUUAAAAUUGAGAUGUUAAUUGUAAAAGGCUAUUUAAUAAAUUAUAUUUAAUCUUUUCAAUCUUUACAUGUUAGCAUCUUAAAUUUAUCAUUUCUAAUCUAGAGUAAGUGUGUGUCAAUGUUUUUUUUUUUUUUUAAGCUAUCAGAACACUAUAUACUAAUAAGUUACUUUGGUUUUUAUAUAAGCAGUUGGUAGCUUCCUCUAAUGGUUGCACAAGUGAUGACGUGCUAUGCAUGUUGAUUGCAGUAUUUUCAGACUUUGGGAAAAGUCUAAACAGUUUUAGGCAAAGCAAAAGCUUACCUUCUAUGGCACUUAAAACAGAAUUUAUUGCUCUUAGAGACAGAUGAUGUUAAACUGUUUUGCAAUAACCAUAUGUAGGUGAAAAUGGUCAUCUGACUUAAGUGGGAAUGUUGUAGUCCAACUACAGUAUUUAUAUUUUGAAGCUUUUCCACGGUAAGCUUUCUUCCCAGAGCCUUCCAAUAAGUCGGCUACCAUCUUCAAGGAGAGAGAGAAAUUGUUUCUGUACCCUUUCACUGCUAAGAGGGUCUCCCUGGCUGUUUGUAAGGGAAUAAACAUUCUAAGACCUG